Molecule: messenger RNA, 1474 nt
Organism: Diorhabda sublineata
Lineage: Eukaryota; Metazoa; Arthropoda; Insecta; Coleoptera; Chrysomelidae
Exons: 2
Coding region: 175-1359 (394 amino acids)
Source: RefSeq, a predicted model, not a curated record
GGCCCCCGCAGACUGCAGACUUUUUAUCGGCCGAUAGUUUAGUCGGGUUGGGCUGAAAGUGCGCACACCGAGCCAACUAAACAGUUUGGUUGGUGAACAGGGCGCAGACUAUCCAACAGUCGGCCGACUAUUCUCGAACUAGUUUGUAACGGACUGUUGAAGCGGUCACACAAUAUGAAAAUGUUGUCCAGAAAAAUUAUUGCUCUCAUCAUACUCCGGAGGAGGAUAAUCAAGAAGAGAUUGCGAGAGCAUUGGGUGCAUCCCAUUCUCAGUGACAGAUUAGUUAGUGGAAAAUUUUACACUAUGCAUUCCAAAUUACUUGAUUACCCGAAAAAAUUUUUCGCCUAUUAUCGAAUGAGCAUUACCAGCUUCAAUGAACUUGUCAAGCUAAUUGGACCAGCAAUAGCGAAGGAGGAUACAAAUUUAAGACUUUCUAUACCUGUGGAGGAGAGAUUGAGCGUUACGAUAAGAUAUCUGGCUACAGGAGCUAGUUUCAAUACAUUAUCUUUUGAUUAUCUGAUGGGAGCUUCUACAAUACGAGAUAUUACUAAAACUACAUGUGAGCAAAUAUGGAAUAUACUUCAACCAUUGUAUAUGUCAACCAAAGAAGAAGGCGACUGGAUUAAAAUCGCAGACGAAUUCUAUAGUCGCACAAACUUUCCAAACAUCAUUGGAGCAAUUGAUGGCAAACAUAUACGGAUGAUACAGCCAGAACAUUCCGGUUCAUCAUAUUUUAACUACAAAAAGUUUUUUUCGUGCGUGUUAAUGGCUUGGACAGACGCAGAUUAUAAAUUUGUAUAUAUAGACGUUGGUUCUUAUGGAACAGCUAGUGAUUCGGAAAUAUUUAAAUCAUCAGAAAUGGGUAAACGGCUGUCCCAAAACCGAUUAAAUAUUCCCUCCGGAAGGCAAUUGCCUAAUGAUAAUGUCGGAGAUGUUAUUCCAUUCUCUGUCGUAGGGGAUGAAGCGUUUGGACUUGGCAAUCAUAUACUACGUCCUUAUGCAAAAAGAAAUUUAAACUACACCAAACGAAUUUUCAACUAUAGACAUACAAGAGCUCGACGAAUGGUUGAGUGUACUUUUGGGAUUCUUGGUAACAAAUGGCGUAUAUUUCACCGACCAAUGGAUGUCAAUAUCAAUUUUUGUGUCAAAAUAAUUAAAGCUUGCUGUGUCCUGCAUAAUUAUGUAAGAAUCAAAGAUGGAAUAAAUUUCACAGAAACUCUCUACAAUUGUCCCAUGAAUAACUUAACUAUAAAUGAAGACAACCGAGGAAGAAAUAAUAUGAAUAACGUGCGACAGUACAUGUCGUCAUACUUUAUUUCUCCCGGAGGCGCGAUUCCGUGUCAAUAUAACAAAGUGUAAUAAUUGUAAAUAGAUAAAUAAAUAAAUAAAUAAAAAUUCACAUAAGUACUCUAAUAUUUUUAUUUUUACAUUCCUACCUUUGUUUGUUUUCUCCUCAGCGCUAAGCGAAUUCCAA